Malurus melanocephalus (red-backed fairy wren) is the source of this 1434-nucleotide messenger RNA. RefSeq names its product P2Y purinoceptor 13-like. Gene Ontology annotation, biological process: negative regulation of adenylate cyclase activity; G protein-coupled receptor signaling pathway. The transcript has 2 exons. Gene Ontology annotation, molecular function: G protein-coupled purinergic nucleotide receptor activity. Bases 28 to 1299 code for a protein of 423 amino acids. Gene Ontology annotation, cellular component: membrane. The record is from RefSeq and is a predicted model, not a curated record. Lineage: Eukaryota; Metazoa; Chordata; Aves; Passeriformes; Maluridae.
GGAACAGCCGGAGCAGCAGCAGCACUCAUGACCAACUGUGGCGCCGCACGAAAUGAGGAAGGAAAYGCAGAAAAAGAAGAAAAGGGUCUCAUCUUCCCUCAUUUCCCCAUUCCGAGGGCUCUGCUGGAGGCUCCGCUGUGGAUCCGAGGGGACGCKCACCGAGAUCCCAAAAAGGAGGCGAUGGGAGAUUCCACCAACGCCAGCACCGUGGGUAACGGCAGCCUGGUGCCACCGUGCCACCGCGACAGCGCCGUCCCCCGCCUGCUCUUCCCCGCGCUCUACUCGCUSGUUUUCCUGCUGGGGCUGGCGCUCAACAGCCUGGCCUGCUGGGCUUUCUGCCACAUCCCCAGCACGUCCACCUUCAUCGUCUACCUCAAGAACAUCGUGCUGGCCGAUCUCCUCAUGACGCUGAUGCUGCCGCUGAAGAUCGUGACGGACGCGGGGCUGGCGCCGUGGCAGCUCAGAGCCGUCGUGUGCCGCUUCUCGGCCGUGCUCUUCUACGCCGCCAUGUACAUCAGCAUCGUGCUGCUGGGGCUCGUGGCGCUCGACAGGUUCCUCAAGAUCGUCAGGCCYUUCGGGAGGUUCUGGGUGCAGAAGCCGAGCUCGGCCAAGAUCCUGGCCUGCCUGGUCUGGCUCUUCUUCCUGGCGCUGUCGCUGCCCAACGCGGUGCUGUCCGACCGCGCGGCCAYGCCGCUGACCGUCAGGAAAUGCGCGUCCCUCAAGAGCCCCCUGGGGCUGCGCUGGCACGAGGCCGUCAACUACAUCUGCCAGUUGGUCUUCUGGAGCGUGCUGCUCCUCAUGCUGCUCUUCUACACCGUCAUCGCCAAGAAGGUCUACGAGUCCUACGUGAGGACGCAGCGGAAGGGCGACCGCGGCGAGAAGCGCAUCAAGGGCAAGGUGUUCAUUGUUUUCACCGUCUUCUUCUCGUGCUUCGCGCCGUUCCACUUCAGCCGCGUGCCCUACACGCUGAGCCAGACCAGCGCSCACAUGGAGUGCCGCCUGCGGAGCCGCCUCUUCGUGGCCAAGGAGAGCACGCUGUGGCUGGCGGCCACCAACGUCUGCGCCGACCCGCUCAUCUACCUGCUCCUGUGCAAGCCCUUCGUGCGGAGAGUGCUGCACCGGGGACUGCACGGGGCGGCCGAGACAAACACCAAAACUGAGCUGGACACGCCAGGAGCAGCUGAGACAAACACCAAAACUGAGCUGGACACAACAAACACCAAAACUGAGCUGGACACGCCAAACACCAAAACUGAGCUGGACACGCCUGGGGACAGCCGAGACAAACACCAAAACUGAGCUGGACACGCCUGGGGACAGCCGAGACAAACACCAAAACUGAGCUGGACACAACAAACACCAAAACUGAGCUGGACACACCAAACACCAAAACUGAGCUGGACACAACAAACACCAAAACUGAGCUGGACACAC